CCAGUACAAUGGCUUCUAAGUUUACUCCUUCUCGAGCUCCUUCUUUCUCUUGCUCUGUACCAGUAGACCCUCCAAAUCAACUGACAAUUAAUGACCUUCCUGAAGUAUUUCAAUUACUCAGAAAUUACCAUUAUCCAGGAGAAAGUUACUAUAAUCUCGGCCUGUUUCUUGGCCUAUCACAAGUUACACUGUAUGAUAUUACAAUCAGUUAUAGAGGAGAUAUUGAGGGUGGUCUACGUGAGUGUCUUACUAAAUGGUUACAGAAAGCUGACGAUGUACAGAAGACUAAUGGUGGUCCCACUAUCUAUUCAUUGGUAUCAGCAUUGAGGAGAAUAGGAGAGAAUGGAGUAGCUGAUGGAAUAGAUAUGGAAAAGCAUCCUGCUUGUAGAAUUCUUGCUCGUUACUCCUCAAACCAAUCUCUACUGUCUGCAUUACCUCUGUUGUAUAUUUCUUUGUAUCAGGCAGAACUUGUACAAGAGAUAACCUUCACACAUUAUAGACGAGGAGAAAGGCUACUGGAUGAAAUUAAGGAAGCUGUUUGUAAAGAUUAUAGAAAACUUGUAGCAUUUGCUGUAAUUGUAUGUAAAGACACAACCACUGCUGAGAUAGGAAGAGCUAUUAUUAUAGACUACAGAAGUGUUUAUAAGAGUGAUGAUGAGAAUGGACUGAAGAUUUAUCUUCCUGUAAAUGUCACUUUAGAGUUUGAGAUGAUGCGAUUGAAGUUUGGGCAGAUAUUCAUUACUGUGAGAACAAUCAUGAUGAACAACCCUCAGUCUCCAACACUUGAUGAUAUCAAACGUUGUAAGGAUAUCAUAGACAUUCUACAAUUAGUUCGUGAGAACAGUUCACUUGAUAAUAUUAGUGUGUUGGAGUAUCUUGUUAAUGAGUUCAGUAUAGAGGAGGCUAAUCUAGUUAUUAAGGAAUAUAAAGGAGCUGUUGAAGAGUUAAAAAUGAAGCUUAUACAAUUUUUGGAAGGACAGCUUUUAAAAGUUUCAUCACUAAUUAAGUAUAUUACCAUCUUUGUUGAUGAAGUUGCUGGCUAUUCAGUACUUAAUGAUGUUAAGAGUCUGUCAUCAGCUGUAUUAUCACAUCAUGUCACAGUAAAUGCCAUUAUAAGUGAUAGUAGUGGUGAUAGUUUAUGGAAAGAUUGGGAACAAGAAUCAUUCACUGAUGAUUUUGAUGAUCCUAUUGUACUAAGUAAAGAUGCUACAUUUGCAACUGAAGUGCCUGCAGGAGCAACAGAAUCAGUGAGUCAUUUUUACCAGGAGGAGGAAGACACAAAGGAUGAGGAUCAAGUUAUGUUGCUACAGAAGAAAGUUGAACGUAUUGAAAAGGAACUGGAGGAAGAAAAGGAAUUAUAUAUAAAAGAGGAACAAUUUCAUGAACAAGUUAUAAAGGAAUAUGAAGAAGAACUACUUCAACAGAAAAGGAAACUCAUUCAAAGUGAAAAGAAAAUAGCAGCACUUACUGAACUACAUGAGGAAGUUAUUGGUCUCUUGAAACUGAAGGGAGAGCAAUAUGAAGAAUUAAAAUCAGACAAUGAACUUACUCAUAAACAACUGGAGGAAUUUCAAAAGAAACUGAAAGAAGAGAUACAAAGAUCCUCCAGUUUCGUGAGACAGAAAGAAGUUGCUCUAAAAGAGAAAGAUGAAUUACAAAUAAAGAUUGAUGAUCUUCAACAAGAAUUAGAACUACAGCAAGUCAAAAACCCUAAGGAAGUAUCAGAAUUACAGAGUAUUAUAAAAAAGAUUAUAAAUGACAGUGAAACAUUUCAAAAACAAAGGAAAGCAUUGAUACUGGAGAAUGAAAGAUUGAUGUCAUUACUUAAAGAUCAUAAUGUACCAGUACAACAGAAAGAAGAGACUGAGAUAUUACAAGAGACUGAGACUGUACAUUCAUGUACUUAUAUCAGUAAAGGUGACAUAUCCCAAUUAUCAGUGAUACUGGAACCAGUUAAAGAUGACUGGUAUCACAUUGGACAGUGUCUUGAAGUGAAGGAAUCAGUGUUAACUGAAAUCAAAGAGAUGACACCAGUUGAUUCAAGAUUAACUCAUGUACUUGAGACCUGGUGUCAUGAGAAGGAUAGAACAAUAACUGAACUGAAAGAAUCAUUGAAAAGAAUGGAUAGAGAUGAUAUACUGAAAGGUUUACAUGAAUUACCUACUGGACAUUAUACAAUGAAUAAUGAUGAAGAGUAUGAUAUUAAUGUAAAAGAUUCAAAAGAAUUUGAGAAUCAUAUUGAAGCUGAAAACAAAGAAAUAAAAACAACACAAACAACUCUUGACAAAGAAAUUCAGUUCAACUAUCUUGUACCAUCACAAGAUAAUUUGGAAGGUCUGAGUGAGUCCCAAAUAGCAGGGAAGAAGUUGUUCUUAGUUCAAGGAGACAAACCUCAACUGAUGAACUGGGAGGAGUAUGGACUGAGGAUUAGUGUACCAGAGGAUAGUCUAUCAGCAUCAGAGACUGUAGAAGUAUCAGUACUAGCUCUUGUAGGAGGACACUUCAAGUACAUAUACUAUUAUAUUAAAAAGGAAUAUUCUCAUACAGAGUUUGAUCAAAACAUCACUUUUAAACUUCAGUCACCAAAAAGAUGUAUUGAAUUAAUAUUUAAUGAUGAGCAACAAACAGAACCAACAACUGGAUGGAGAAUAAAACCACAUUUGAUGCCUUGUCAAAUUAAAGAGCAUGAAAUACUUGGUUUUGGUGACAUUAGUACUACAAUUCCUCCAUCUUGCCUGGUAUCAAUAUAUGCUGAGAAUAGUCCCCAUACUGUACCUAACUUGAGUUAUUCUGUACCAUUGAAAGGUGUACAGGAGCAAACGAAGAUUAUUAUUAACAGAUCACUGAGAAAUAUUUCAUCAUCAGAUCCUGUUAAUAUCAAGAGAUCACCUCCUUUAGCUCCUCCUCCUCCUACUCCAAGCGGUAAAUUUAGAUCUGAUAUUGCUCAUAGUGUAAUGACAGAAUGUACUUCAUCAAUAAAGGACUGUGGGAUUGAUAUCAACUUUUUAGUUGACAAGUUGCUGGAACACAAAAUUGUAAAUUCAAGAGAGAAAAGGAAAAUAACUGCUAGAGAAACUGACGAUGAAAAAAUGGAUGAAUUGCUUCACAUCAUUUUGAGUUCUAUUCGUAUGAAUGGAAAAGUGUUUGGUAUAUUCAUAGAUAUACUGAGAGAGGAAGACACUUUGAGAACUAUUGCACUAGCUGAUACACUAAUGGACAAAUACAAGGAAUAAAAUGAAAUAAAAAGCCUUUUUAUUCUAUUUUUUUGAUUAAUAUUUUUGUUGAAGAUUAAGUUGAAGAUUAAUAUUUUUGUUGAAGAUUAAUACUUGUUGAAGAUUAAUAUUUUUGUUG
Messenger RNA from Amphimedon queenslandica, 3351 nucleotides. RefSeq lists its product as uncharacterized. NCBI's taxonomy places the organism in Eukaryota, Metazoa, Porifera, Demospongiae, Haplosclerida, Niphatidae. The record is from RefSeq and is a predicted model, not a curated record. Gene Ontology annotation, molecular function: protein binding. Gene Ontology annotation, biological process: regulation of apoptotic process; signal transduction. Bases 9 to 3233 code for a protein of 1074 amino acids. The transcript is spliced from 21 exons.